GAAAACAUGGAAAAAGACAAUGACUCCACUGUGACCAAAUUCUUCCUCUCUGGCUUAACAGACCAAGCAGAGCUGCAGCUGCCACUGUUCCUCCUCUUCCUUGGUAUCUACCUGCUCACAGUGCUGGGGAACCUGGGCAUGAUAAUCCUGAUCCUGCUAAGCUCCCACCUGCACACACCCAUGUACUUCUUCCUCAGCAGCCUGUCCUUCAUUGACCUCUGCCAAUCUACUGUCAUUACCCCCAAAAUGCUGGUGAAUUUUGUGAAGGAGAAGAAUGAAAUCUCUUACCCUGAGUGUAUGAGUCAACUUUACUUCUUUCUUCUUUUCGCUAUUUCAGAAUGUUACAUGCUGGCUGCAAUGGCAUAUGAUCGCUAUGUUGCCAUCUGUAGCCCCUUGCUUUACAGUAUCAACAUGGCUCAACAUGUGUGCCUUUCCCUUGUUUUAGGAGUUUACGUUAUAGGUAUAGCUUGUGCAUCAGUUCACUUAGGAUGUAUAUUUAGGGUUGAUUUCUGCAGAUUUGAUUUGAUCAACCAUUAUUUCUGUGACCUUAUUUCUCUCCUUAAGCUCUCAUGCUCUAAUGUUUUUUUGAAUGAGUUGUUGAUUCUAAUCUUUAGUGGAAUUAAUAUCAUUACCCCCACUUUGGCCAUCCUUAGUUCUUAUGUUUUCAUCAUUAUCAGCAUCCUACGCAUUAAAUCCACUGAGGGAAGAUCCAAAGCCUUCAGCACCUGCAGUUCCCACAUCUCUGCUGUUGCUGUCUUUUAUGGUUCUGCUGCAUUUAUGUAUCUGAACCCAUCAUCUUCCCAUUCCAUGGAUGAAGGAAAGGUGUCAUCUAUAUUUUACACUAUCAUUGUGCCAAUGCUGAACCCUCUGAUCUACAGUCUGAGGAACAAGGAUGUCAAUAUUGCUCUGAAGAAAAUGAUAGAAAGAAGAUCAUUUUUCUGA
Molecule: messenger RNA, 942 nt
Organism: Apodemus sylvaticus (European woodmouse)
Lineage: Eukaryota; Metazoa; Chordata; Mammalia; Rodentia; Muridae
Product: olfactory receptor 146
Exons: 1
Coding region: 7-942 (311 amino acids)
Biological process (GO): G protein-coupled receptor signaling pathway; sensory perception of smell
Cellular component (GO): membrane
Molecular function (GO): G protein-coupled receptor activity; odorant binding; olfactory receptor activity
Source: RefSeq, a predicted model, not a curated record